Messenger RNA from Panonychus citri (citrus red mite), 1307 nucleotides. Its product is annotated as papilin-like. Gene Ontology annotation, molecular function: protein binding; serine-type endopeptidase inhibitor activity. The record is from RefSeq and is a predicted model, not a curated record. NCBI's taxonomy places the organism in Eukaryota, Metazoa, Arthropoda, Arachnida, Trombidiformes, Tetranychidae. The coding region runs from base 100 to 1194 and encodes 364 amino acids. The transcript is spliced from 4 exons.
CCGCCUCCAUAGUAUUACAACCACUUAGCUCACUUAUUAGUUUCUCUCUCUCACUCUCUCCCUCUUGGUAACAGUUUCCAUUUACAUUUUUCCAUGUGAAUGUUAAUUUUGAAACUUAUUAAACUGAAGAGUUUUUUUUUUCAAAUCAAUCAUCUAACUGAUUUAAAAAUGAUUUACCUUCAAUUGUUGUUAACAGCAAUUUCAAUUGUCUCCACUUCGGCAGCUACCAAAUCAGUGGUUUCAGCUCCGGUUAAUUGUGACAAUUGUCCAGAAUUAAAAUACACUCAUCAUUAUAACGCUAAAGGAUGUAAUCCAGUUUACAGAUCAGGUUGUCCAAAUUGUGUUGACCAAUUUGAUUGUCCAGUCACUCAAAAAGAUUCAAAUAAAUGUUAUUAUGGUGGAGAAGCAUAUGAAAUUGAUUCAGAUAUUCGAGUAUCCAAUCCAUGUACAAUAUGCCGAUGUACAAGUCAUGGUAACAAUGAGACUGAUAUUUCAUGUGCUCAUGUUGAAUGUCCAGAAUUGUUUAACCGAUCAUUUCAAGACUCAAAUGAUACAUGUUACUAUUCAUAUAAACCUGGUCGAUGUUGUGGUGCUAAGAGAUGCCCCCGAUCGGAAGAUCAGGUCAAACCAAUGGUCACUUGUUCGUAUGAGGGAAAAGUUUAUAAAGAAGGUCAACAAAUUGAGCUUCCCGAUUGUUACACAUGCACUUGUACCGCUGAUUUUAAUGUCACCACGAUAAAAAAUAGUCCAGCUUGUCACCAACAUAUUUGCUAUUUUAAUACGAAAAUGCUGGAAGAUGGUUGCGUUCCAGUUUAUCUUCCUUCUGGUUGUUGUUAUUCCCAAUUCCAUUGCCCUCCACCCAACCUUGAACAGAGACGGAAAAACUGUCGCCAGGAACAUUAUUAUGGUUAUUGUGAUCAGAAUGUAACUCGUUAUCGAUUCGAUUAUGAAAACAGUACUUGUCUUCCGUUUACUUAUUCCGGUUGUGGUGGUUCAGUGAAUACCUUUGAAUCUCAAUCUGAUUGUCUUGAUUAUUGCACAUCACCCGAUGAAGUUGUUAACACAAGUCUCACUCCUGGUCACUGUUUAUAUCAUGGAAACUUGUAUCCAAUUGGAUCUCAACUACAAACAACCCAAGGUUACACAUGUACUUGUAAUAUUCCACCAGAUUUUACCUGUAUUAUAAAUAGUUAAAAAAUCAAUACAAUUUGUAAAUCAACUUGUUAAACAUUUUGUGAGAAAAAGAAAACAAAUAACAGCAAAUGCUUAAAAUAAAGAAACAAAGAAGCAGUUACCAUAAAAGUAAA